Myxocyprinus asiaticus (Chinese sucker) is the source of this 3147-nucleotide messenger RNA. It is a transcript of the gene fez2b, whose product is annotated as fasciculation and elongation protein zeta 2b. The record is from RefSeq and is a predicted model, not a curated record. NCBI's taxonomy places the organism in Eukaryota, Metazoa, Chordata, Actinopteri, Cypriniformes, Catostomidae. Gene Ontology annotation, cellular component: cytoplasm; axon. The transcript has 8 exons. The coding region runs from base 39 to 1061 and encodes 340 amino acids.
AGCGCGCACGCGUUUUUGCCCCGUCCUCGGCCGCAGUCAUGGCUGCCCCGGUCGCUCCGUUUGAUGAAGACUGGCAGGAUUUUAACGAGUUCAAAUCGGCCGAAAAGCCGCACAGCUGGACCGCGGAACCGGAGGAUUCACCGGAGAUCCCCAGCUUCACCUCCUUUGAGGAGAUGCUGAGCGCGAGCUUCCCGCUCUCCAACAACAACGAGUGCACGAGCGUCUGUGUGCGCGCCGUGAGCGAGCGCGAGCUGCUGCGUGACGACGAGAUUUGGAAUGCUCUGACAGAGAAUUAUGGCAAUGUCAUGCCAGUGGAUUGGAAAACCUCUCACACUCGUUCACUGCACCUCCACACACUGAACCUCCGACCUCAAGAGCCGGUGGAGGUCAGUAAUCUUGACGUUUCUGAUGAUGAAGAGCUCAGAGAUCAGAUGGACAUGCACACCAUCAUCAUCUCCUGUGUGAACGAGGAGCCGCUGUUUACUGCAGAACAGGUUAUAGAGGAGAUUGAAGAGAUCAUGCAGCAGUCUCCAGACGGCGAGGAACAUGAGAGUCCAUCCCAGUUUGACCUCUCCAUGAUGUCCCAUGACUUGAACACACUCACACAUUCGACAUCCAGCAGCAGUUAUGAGGAACGGUUACGUGGUCUGUGUGUGUCUGAGCUUCUGGAGCAUCUGGAGGAGGUGGAGAGGCAGAUCCGUGGUUUCUCAGAGGAGUUGAUUGAUCAUCUAGCUGUGAGGGAGGAGCUGGACUUCGAGAAGGAGGUGAAGAACACAUUCAUCUCGGCUCUCAUCGAUGUGCAGAACCGACAGAAAGAACAUCGAGACUUGCUGAAGAAGAAGAGGAAGAUGAAGACCACAGCGGGUGUCCAGAGAUCUGACCGCUCACACGUGCCGGGAACCUAUUUGACGACAGUGAUCCCGUAUGAUAGGAGUAAUGGAGCCCCAUCUGUAGAAGAUCUGCAGAUUCUGACCAAGAUUCUUCAUGCCAUGCGAGAGGACAGUGAGACAGUUCCUCCUCUUCUUACCGACUACAUUCUCAAAGUGCUGUGUCCCACUUAAAGUUGUGGAGCUGAAUACUGGCUCAUUUCAUCGGUACAGAUGACAUCUAUUCGUCUGCACCUGCAGAUGAUAUUCCUUUAUAAUAAUGCACAGAAUUUACCCCAAGUGGCAUUUAUUUGUUUAUCUGAAUGUGUUUUUUGUUUUAUGUCGAUUUCAUCAAGUGUGCAAGCUAGAUUGCAGGAUUUUAGUUAGUUAGUUUUUGUUUUUUUGCAGAAUGACUCUUUAUUUCCUAAUGCAGUUCAUGUAUCAGUAUCAGUGUUGUACCAUUUCCUCUAUUUUAGUUUAUCUUUUAGCACAGUGGAGCUAUUGUGUAACAUGUAGUAGUAACACAUUUACAUUGACAUCAUAUUCAGAUGAGUUGGUUUUCAGCUGCAGGUCUUUGCUGUUUUCUUGUCUGGAUGUAGAAAUUCUCUCUUUGUCAUUCUUUCCAUCAUACGAGUGGAACAGUUUUUAGGAAGUCUUUAGCAGCUGAUGGGCUUUCUAAUAAUCUGAAAGCAAUGUUUCCAGCCAAGAUUGAAAAAAUGGUAGGGAAGUCAUGUAGUGUGUAUAGCUGUUAAUUCAUUUUAAAGGUUAUUAUAAUAUCAGCACAAAAGCCUCAUGUCUUUCGUCCAGAGUUGAACAGAUUAAUCUACAGCAGCACUUAAUGAACAACACAUUUUUGCUAGGAAUAUUUUUGACUUGUACUGUACUGUCAAACUCUUUGAACAGCUCUGGGGUUUGCGCUUCUAAAUUCUCAAUAACAGUAUUAAUAUUAUUUUAAUGAGUGAAAAGCAGUUGCUCAGUUAAAGAUUGAAGGGUCGGAUCUUUGACCUCAUGAAGUGAGUGUAUUGACUGAGAUAUCGGCAGAGAAACAUGGUUUGAUAUAAGAAGAGCAUAGUAUUUUACAGGUCAUUUAAGAUCUUUGCAGUUGAUUUCUCUUGUUAGGUGCAAAGAAAUAACUAGCAUUACAAAAAAAACUCCUAAAGAGAGAAACACAUCUGUCUGGCCUCACUGAGGUCCUGUACUGAGAUUGAAUGAUUGUCACUGACUUAGUCUUCUUUGAUUGAUUUUCUUGACUGGUGAAACACAGAUCAGAGAUGAUAUUUUUGUAUGUGUAGUUGUAAAUGCUGAAUUUUGUUUUUUGAGGUUGAGAUCUUGUGUCGAGUCCUGCAGAUGCACAACCUUAAACUCAGGAAGAAAUCAUGUGUCUGUAUGAAAUAAAUGUCACCAUGGUCAUAUAGUAUGUGCAGCCCUGGAAUGCUCAUGUUAAAGGGAUAGUACAGCCAAAAAAAUCAGCUUCACUGCUGCUGGGAUGCAUACAGGAUGGAUUAGCAUUUACACCUCAAAUGUGAUGUGGACACAUACAUUUUUGACCACAUUCAUAUGUGCUUUUUGUGAUUCUAUCACAUAACAUUUUAGACCUCUAUUUAGGGCUGACCACAUGUGAUCGGAUCACCCGAAAUGCAUCUUAAUACCAGGUGGAAAUAGUCACCACUUACUUUUAUUAUAUGGAAAAAGAUGCAAUGAAAGUGAAUGAGUUUGGAACAACAUUAGAGCAAGUAAAUGAUACAAUUCUAAUGUUUUGGACUAACUAUUUCAUUAAUGCAAGUAAAGUGUUUUUUUGUUUUUGUUUUAUUGUCCAUGUCAGAGAUUAACCAGAGAUUUCAAGGUCAGAUUUUUUUCAUGUUUGUAACGCAUUCAGAGUAAAAAAGUUGCUGCAUGCACUUUGAAUUUGUCUCUAAAAGGGAAUAGAGCAGAUUUUGUAAAACACAACAUUCACCUAAAACAUUAGUGAACUACAACUCUUAUAUGUAGCUCUUUGAGUUGUUGUCAUGAAUAUGUUUGUCAGGUUGAAGUGGCCUGACACAGAGAAACGUAUUAGUCAAAUUCAUCAGGGUACACAUUCUAUAAUAACUAGAGAUUAUAUAUUUAUACAAGCUAUAAUCUAACGCUGCCUUUGUAAGUGCAUGAAGUUUUGUACAUUGAAACUGACCUUAUUUUUAAUGCAAAAUCUUUUGUGCUAAUGGUCCUUUUAAAUUCAUAUUUUAUAAGCAAACAUGUAUGUAGCCGAACAGUUUUCAAAUAAAGUUUUCUGUUCUGUUCAUCA